UAAGUAUCAAGUGAAAGUAUCACGAGAAGGAAUGAAACGAACAUUUAUCCCACAGGUAACAACAGCGUCCAUGUGCAAAGUGUCUCUAGUAUUUCGAACCAACUUGCUGUUGAAGUAUGCCAUCUUUUUCACGCGUGAUGGAACAUGGACUUUAUUUGCUCUCAGCAUUCAUCGUCUUUAAAGCAUCUCUCACUCAGACCACCAAUCUUGAAAGCGACGCCACUUCAGCUACAAAUGAAACGGAGACGUUCGUCUUCGCAGCGUUCCAGGGCGACGGCAUCCCCACGACGGAGUCUUAUCUGUACUACAAGGGGGAGGUGCCCGAGAUGACUCAGUUCACAGUGUGUUUUCGAGUCAACUUCCAGCGGUUCAGAGAUCUUAAUCCCAUAGUCUCUUACGCCAUACCGGGGGACGUGCGCCACCUGCAUAUUUCUGUGGAAGAAAAGGACAAGAAGUUGGUAUUUAUUUGCUGCAACAGCAAUCUGUUUGCAAGCUUUAAACUCUGGGGUCUGGCCCCAGACAGCUGGGAUGUAAGUUGCGUUACUGUUGAUCUGGAGGCCUUAGAAGUAAAAGUCAUUUGGAAUUACCAGGAGUUGGAGGCUGAAAAUUCCAUGAGCAAUUCGACAGAGACCCUAAAACUGGAAGGGGGUGGAAGCCUUUAUUUAGGCCAAGAUCAGGGCAAACUCAGGGGAGGGUUUUUAAAACGCCAGAGCCUACAUGGGACUAUUGGCGAUUUCAGAAUGUAUGACUUCGUCUUGUCUCAUGAUGAAAUGGAAGCCUAUCGUCGUUUCAGCGAGAAUUACUCUUCAUUGGUACCUGUCGUCGACUUUUGUAAUAUCUCGGAACAAUUCGAAAUGAGCCAGGUGGUCACUGGAAUGCUCAGUAGCAAUGUCAGGCAAUGGGGCUUUGGAUCCUAUACUAUUUUUUCGCCAGAUGCUCGUACGUUUAAGGAUGCGUUGCAGUUCUGCCGAGCUCUCGGUGGGUCCAUUAGUUAUCCCAGAAGUGAGAACGAAAACUCAAAACUCGCCGAGGGAAUGCUCCCAUAUUUGAAACAGUGUGGAAUCGAAAACUAUUUCGAUACAUUUUGGGUCGGGAUCGAGAAAGAACCAGAAACUGGACUUUGGAGAGAUAAAACAUGGAACGUAUACAAGAAGUACAACUUGACGUACAGCAAUUUCAUGAGAUCGGCAAGGCAGUCAGAAGAACGAUGCGCUACCUUUAUCACUGCCGAGGACGACGUAGACAAACUCUCUGGCAAAUGGCGCGUUGCUUCCUGUGAAGAUGAAAGGUGCGUUUCUUGCUACAUCUCCGGAAAGAUAACCUUCUACCUAAAGGGUCUUUGCAAGAAGUCUGUGUUUGACCAGAGGUAUUUGAUCAGAUGGGACAGUGGUGAAAUCGAGUUUACUGGCUAUCUUUAUUCUACAAUUCGGUUUCACAAACCGGAAAAAAACGACAACCUGGACAACCUCGGGUUUUGGGAGAUCACGACACUUCUUGACGACAAAGCGAAGGCCAUUCUCCAUAAGAAGUCGCCGACACAUACGCUCUUCGGGAUAAACAGGUGGAUGAUCUACGACGACAGAUGUGACUGGGGCAGUUCCGCAAUGCGAAAACUCACGUUUCUCUCUGUAACGAGUACAGUUUCACCUGCCUCGGCGGAGCAUGCGUGCCCCGGGAAUACAGAUGUGACGGGCUAGUGGACUGCCUCGAUGGCUCUGACGAGACCAACUGCUCCCGCGUCAGCAAACCGACCACUUACAACUCCGCCCUCCCGCCCCCAUCCACAUGAAGAGCUCCGUCUUCGAUUCCAUCCAGGUGAUGGUGAGCGUCACCAUCCUUUCGAUCAAGAAUUUCAGCAUCACGGGUUUUCAGAUAGACUUGGAGCUCUACCUUGAAUACACUUGGCAUGACCUAAGACUCCGUUUCCUUAAUUUGGAUUGGGACCACCUCUAUAACAGAAUAGACGAAGAGAUCUGGUCGCCCCCAGUGCACUUCUUGGGCGACGACGGGACGUUUAGCGAGGUCAAGGAGAUGUCAGAGGUGUUCAGCGUCAUGCGAAAAGGGAAAGGGAAACCCACCUCGUACGAAACUUGGG
This is a messenger RNA of Macrobrachium nipponense, 2095 nucleotides long. RefSeq lists its product as uncharacterized. The record is from RefSeq and is a predicted model, not a curated record. The transcript has 3 exons. NCBI's taxonomy places the organism in Eukaryota, Metazoa, Arthropoda, Malacostraca, Decapoda, Palaemonidae. The coding region runs from base 117 to 1697 and encodes 526 amino acids.